AUGGCGGUUUAUAUCCUAGGCACCUUCGGAGCUCUGGGUUGCACGCAAGACUACAUCAUCGUUCUGAUAACCAUUUUUGCCAUACUAAUACAUCUCCCGCUUGAGAUUCAAGCACCUACCAAUGGAAAACCUGCUAGCGUAGCACUCGUCGAUGAAACACCUAUCGACGAAGUACUUGCUGCUGAUGAGCUAUUUCCCGAUGUCAUGCAGGCGGACGAAGACUUGGCUGUGGAAGCACCCCCUAAUCCCCCAGCCAGACUGGCAAUGAGUGCGCCUGGGUCUGUCGCUCUCCCUUUGCCUUCUAGAUGGUGGUGGCAGCCAAUGGUAGAUUGGUUCUACAUUAACAAUGCAGCGCGAGCAGCAAAAGAGAGGGCCGUAGAAGAGGCUAGGGUUGUUGCAGAGCAAGAGAAUGCGAAUUUUCGAUUGCAAGUUAAACUCACAAGAGACAUGACAUCUGGAACGAAUACUACUCAGCCGCCGAGCAACGAGGAUGAAACACAGACAGCCAGAAAAGCAUGGAACACUACUCAGCCGUUUCGACCAAUGUACAUGUAUACUGAGCGGGAAUAUCAAGCUGCUUUGCGCGGAGAGAUACCUGCGAUAGCAACAUCAGAGUCUACCUUGGAGCCGCCUGUCGAGUCUGUCCCGACCCCUCUCGCUCAAGAUUCAGCGGUUUCUGUGGCUACCGAUCUUUCGAUUCUCGCUUCCGCACCUCCAUCUGCGACUGCAUCCGUACCUGCUCCUCAGACCUCAACUAUUCUUUCAAAUACGUCUUCUCUAGUCAGAGCCGAUGCAUCAUACCCAGCGACUUCUUCCGGUUCUCUUUUUGCACCUGCUCCAACGGCAACACCUGAUGUUACGCAAGAGCGCAUCGCCAGCACAAAUGAAGUGCCAGCAGAGGUUGAUAAUCCAGAUGCAUUGCCUAUCCUCAUGACAAGCUCGUCAGGCUCCAGACCGCAAGGGGAUUGUAAUCAUGAGACGAGUACCCCAAUCGCAACCACGACGACGCCUGCGGUCUUAGACACAAAACCUUCUCACGAGCUUGCCUUCGCGCCCGGGACUGGGCUGGCCGAACCUGGUAUGCCGUUCAUGGAUCCAGGUAACGAGCAGGGACCAUCAAGCCUUCCAAACCCUACAGUCUCAGCACCUAUUAUCCAGAGUGCUGAGCCGUCUCCCGAUGCAAGCAAGUCACUGGACGAAGACAAGCUUGCUGACGAACUGGAGCAUCCUUGUACAGAAGAUAGGAUUGGUUAUGUGGAGAACGCUCAGGCGGACGGUCAACAGCAAGACCAACAACACAACGAGAGAGACAGCGACGAUGAAGGAGACUUUAGCUCAAGCGGUGGCGUAACUGGUCUGGAUGACAGAUCCUUUGAGGAACAGCCCAUAGACGAAACUGAAGGACUAGAUGAUGAAGCUUUGGCGGCAGCUGAACAGCUGCGCGAGGAGAUGGAGAGUGGAGCUAAACGAAAUGAAGUCAUUACUUCGGUACAGGCGGCUUCCGAUGAAGCAGCUCCGCUUGUCGAUAACUGCGAUGAUAACGAGCAGACAGGAACUAAAACGGAACAACCGGUUGAGAGGACUCUCAUGGAUGUGGAUCCGGUUAUAAUACCCUCAACUGCUGAAGACGGCUUUCAAGACGAGCAUGGUAAUGUGAUCGACACACCUAUGGGUGGUGUUCCGGAAAAUGGUGCUGAUAUGCUGGAGCUGAAAGUCUUGUCAGCAAAUUCUGGAGAUGACAUAACAAUGGGAGGUACGGAUAAUAAAGAGGCUUCUGAUCGGGGCGGAGGUUCUUCGAGUGGAGAGGGCUUUCACGGUGAGAUCGUUCUCGACACCCAGAUCAACAAUGACGUUCAUAUCUUGGACAACAAACUUGAAUCGAACAAUCCGAAAGAUGGAGAUGGCAGCGAUGAUAGCAGCGAUGAUAGCAGCGAUCGUUCUGAGCCACAUGGACGUCUUCAGUCAUCGACGGUUGGUGGAACUACUUCAGCAGCACCAUUCUCAAACGCUGGCGGAGCCAUUGCUGCCGCUGCGGAUACCACCAUGACGGACAACGACGAAGACAGUGAAAUGAUUGAUGUAGCCAUCAUAGGCGCAGCCGAGAUCGGCAAUGCUGGUUGCAACGCAUCUGCAUCGGCGCAAUUCAACACUACUGAAUUGCCGAAAGCGAUUCAAGCCGCUCAGAGUGAAGACGGUCAGCCAAAUGAGAGUUUCACGACUCCAUCUGAUGUGGAGGGAGGGCAAGAUCACAACACUGACGAUGAUGAUGACUGGGACAGCAUUUACGCUAGUGCCGAUGGCCAUCUUUCCUCUGCCAACGUGCCGAGAUCUUCGACUACGCGAGCACCUCCUACCGAUCCAUCGGGUACAUACAGCCCAUUUUCGAAUGCAAGCUCUGGUGACUCAGGCGAGAAUAUCUCUCCAUCUCAACAGAUCGAUGACUUCGGAACUGAAGAGUUUGCACAGACUGGAGUCGCAAAGAAAGAUAAACAGAUGCAAAUAGAUGCACAAAGAGAUCUUGAUUUACCUUUGAAUGGAUACGUGAAACUACCAGGUAUCAGAAACCAGAGUCAUGAUGACAUUCGUAGAGCCGAUGACAAGCCCGGACAUCUUACCGCAGGGAUCAUGGGGAUCGAUUCCAACAACCAUGACACCGACUAUCAACAGACACGCGGUAUCGACCACGACUUUGAGACCGCACCAAAUACUUCCCUAGGUGAUUCUCAGCUCCCGACUACCGUCGACGAUGAAACCAAUACCGAUACCGAUGGUCUCAAUUGGACGGACAUCAGCCCCAAGACACGCCUGGUUCAGCUCUGGGAAGACAGACAAAUCGUCGACAACCCCGAUUACCCACCUCAUCGAUCCGCGGGCAUGAGGCCAUUAGAGGAAACAUACGGGCAACCAUGCCAAAUCUUUCGAGAAGUCGACAUGGCAGCAUAUGAGUUUUUCGGCGAGAAUCACGAGAACUUCCAAUAUGCCCAAGAAGGGGUCGAUUGGUUCCAUCCUGAAGCCGAAGGUGCUGAACCCCGAGACGAAUUUGAAGGGGAAGUUGGAGACGAUACCAAUGCUGCCGCAAAUGAAGUAGAAGGUCGCGUGGAUGACGAUCUCAGCGCAAGAGUCGCUGCUUCCAAAACUGAAUCCAAUACCGCUUUCCGACUCGACUACUCUGAUAGUUUAUCAACUUUGUCGAAUCCACCUGACAGCACCGACCUUGAUGCGAUUGGAGCAAACUUGCUUAUGGAGGAGAUGAAUCGCAAGAUACCGGUACUGAAGAAUGGAGGUAGAGAGCUUAUCGACAACUCUGCGUUAGUCAGCGAAGAAGCCUACCCCAGCAAAAAGGGGAAUAGCGUUAGCGCAUCCUUACCUGACGACGACGGUACUGAAUCCCAUCUGAUAAUCACUGACGCGACAAGGGAAGAAGCGGCGAGAUUCGGCUGCACAACUGACAGUCAGAUUCUGGACUUUGUGGAGAGCAUCGAUAGACCAGAAAAGCGAGAGGGCGGUAAAUUUUUGACACCAAAGUCUUGGAAAGAUCGGAAAGGCAAUAUUACGGGAUCUUCCACGUCCUCAGCCGUCAUGUUCUCGCCUCUACAAGCUCCAGCCCAGCAAUCGAUGCCGAAAACGCGCUACAAUGGUCCAGUAUCCUUCAACUUUGACGAAGGUGACGUCCAGCCUCGACUCAAACCAGCACCUCCUAUGACCAAAAACCUUCUCGAAAGGAUGGCGGACUUCAACUCGGAUCCGAUAAAGCGGGCUGCAUUACAAGAUAUGGCAAACAAGGUUGGUGAUACGUCGAAGAUUCCAUCACCGGCUUGGACGUCUGCAGUCGCUACUAACAACAGUCCCUUCGCAUCGAAGUUCCAAGAUGCAUCAAACUCGCCCCGAUUGCAGAAGUCAAAUUCCACUUCGCCAUCGUCCUAUCCCAGACCAUCGAUAUCAUCUAGUGGUUACGACAGCAUCCGCGCUUCGUCGCUCCCUUUCGAUCCGUCAAAGCCACGUCCGAUGGUUGACAUCGAUAGUGACCCAUGA
Molecule: messenger RNA, 4032 nt
Organism: Alternaria postmessia
Lineage: Eukaryota; Fungi; Ascomycota; Dothideomycetes; Pleosporales; Pleosporaceae
Exons: 3
Coding region: 1-4032 (1343 amino acids)
Source: RefSeq, a predicted model, not a curated record